Corythoichthys intestinalis (scribbled pipefish) is the source of this 11812-nucleotide messenger RNA. RefSeq names its product pecanex-like protein 1. The transcript is spliced from 36 exons. Bases 724 to 7500 code for a protein of 2258 amino acids. The record is from RefSeq and is a predicted model, not a curated record. Lineage: Eukaryota; Metazoa; Chordata; Actinopteri; Syngnathiformes; Syngnathidae. Gene Ontology annotation, cellular component: membrane.
GCGCGCGCACGAGUGAGCCAACUAGUUGUUGGCUUAGCACCUUAGCAGCUACACUUAUAGCCCGCUUUUUCCGAAACAUUUUAACACACUCCCUUUUCUUGCCAAAGACUCGCAUGACGUCCACCGUGAAAAGGGAUCCCCGUCAAAGAGGCUUGUCCGUCCCCCUAAAAUGUCAAAGAAGACCACGGACUCUCGCCAAAUCAUAAAUUAGCGCUUCGUAAGUGGAGGAAAAAGUCCUGCUAUAUUUUACAGCUUUUCAUUUCAAGUGGGGGGGGACAUAGUUUGUUAGCAUCCUGGAAGGAAAGCUCUCAGAAUUUUGUGACGAGUGGAUGCGGAAGAAGGAUAUGAGGCGAGCUGGACGGCUAAAGCUAACUGGACGCAGCGCUGGGACUCAAAUAUGAAUGUUUUUUUCCACUUUUACCCGGUUGCCAAAGUGCUACAAUGUUGCUCACCUGAAUACCCUUCAAGGAUUACACUCAGCAUCAUUUGUGCGGAGAGGGAGCCCACAGCGGUGCCAAAAUGUGCAAAGACUCCUGACCUUAAGUGAAGCGUUCACACAGCCAAGCCUGAGAAGUGUUGUUCUCCAUGAGACAAUUUCACUUAAUUUGCCCCAAUGGAAGUGCCAUCGUAGAUUCAAGACACUGUGGCUUCAACUCCACAGUUUUCUGAGCGACCGGGUUGGAGCGGCUUUUUCAGCUGUGGGUUCCCCCUGAACGUGGCGAGAUGGGCUCCCAGGCGCUUCAGAUAUUACGACAGGGCGUGUGGGCCUCACUCACCGGAGGGUGGUAUGUGGACCCGCAUCAGAGCACCUUUUCCAACUGCUUCCAUCUCUACCUGUGGAUAUUUCUGCUGGCCUUCCCCUUUUUGCUUUACAUGGCUUUCCCCGCCAGUUUGGUGAUAGCAGGCUUGUACUCCGCUGCGGUGGCAAUCUUUUUCACCACCAUCAAAGUGGUGAACUACCGACUGCACGCUAUGUUCGACCUCGGGGAGAUUGUCGAGAAGAAGCGGGCUUCGCUCACGGCCGAAGGUCCUAGGACAGAAGAAGGGGAUGAAGGCUCAGGUGGUCAUGACGGGAGUCAACACAGGGAUAUUCAUGCCGGUGUGGAGAUGACCGUGUUUCGGAAGGUCAACUCGACGCCUCCGGUGAGAUGCAGUUCUCAGCACUCCCUGUUUGGACUCAACCAAGUGUCGGAGUUCCUGCCUCAACUCGAGGAUUCAGGGGGAACAAAGGAUAUCAAGGAGUUAAUGCGAGAACAGGGAAGCAAUAAUGUGAUCGUUACCUCUGCACAUCGCGAAAUGCUGCAGCAGAGUUCUCAGGACACCGUCAGCGCUCCGAGUGUGGUCCAGUCCUGCAUUGCUGUUGCACUGGGAGGUAAUUUCCCAGGUCUCAUGGGACUCCCCGGAGCUCCGUCUGGAUUUGGAGAACCAGGAGAAUAUCUGUCUGUACCCCCUUCGCCCUCCAGUCAAGAAGAUGGGGGCGAGAAAGAGCCAGAAGUACCGCAGAAGAUUCCAGAGGACAAUGCGUUAGCUUAUUCUCCCCUUGGACCGUCUGCUGAGUCUGAGAGUCUUGGAGAUACCCCCCUCAGUCCCCUUAUAAAGAGUAGCUUGAGUGAAGAACUAAGUGAAAAUUUGUUAGGGUUGUGCCUCGACCUAGUGGUGUUUGUUCCUGGGACCGAGUACCCUGGCUGUCGUAGCGGGGUGGCGUUAGCUGCUGGCUCCACAGACAGCUGUUUCAGUGGCGGUGCCGCUGCCACCGAUCGUGAGACACUGAGCACUGUCAGUAGUUACCGCAGUGAAAAGACGGACUCUACUCAACUUGAAAGUCCUUCAUUCAGCCAACCGAAGCUCGCGGAUGGACCGGGAUGUUCUACGGGAGUAGCGGCGGGCGACCGAGGCCAUGCAGACACUACGGUCCAGGCAGGACAGGAUGGCAGUGAUACGGAUAAUCUGUCGGACAGUGUGUUGCUGCGUUCCCCUUCCAAAGAUAUCUCCCCUAGUCAGGCUUUGGAUAGGACACUUGUUGAAGGAGAUGAUUUACCAUCUGUUCCGUCGGACAUGAUUGCACAACCCCCUACUUUUCCCAACUCUUCCCCGUCAAGUAGCGGCCAUUCAGACGUUUGCGAUUUAGCCGCCUCGGUCCCCCCCUUACCUCCGCCUCGGCAGGCCGCUUCAGUUCCCUCGAGACUGGCCCUGGGUUCAGUAUGCUCUGAGCCAUCCCUGCCCAUAUCCUCAACCCCAUUCCUGCUGUCUGAUCAAGCCACCCAGCAGGUUGUGCGGCCCAAGGACCUGAAGCUGCUGCGGGCCAGCGGCAAUAGCGUGGGCCACAAGCCGGGCCGGCGGAAAGCUCCUCGAAGGCGAGCCGGGGCCGGGAGUAGUAGUUUUGACUGUGGCUCUUACAGGCGUCACCACAAUCAUAGACAACACAGAGAUUACAUCCCGGUGCGCAACAAGCUCGGGGCCAAGGCCUACAGCGAAAGUCUCUUCGAGGACUCCAGCGACGAGGACGACGGCAGCGACAUGAGCGCCGCUUCCAGUCUAGGUUCUCAGCGCCGCUACAGUUCAGAUGAAGACUCCAGUUCCUCUACCUCCUGCUACUCUCCAGAACUCGCGAACGCCAACGCCGCAUUAAAGCUUCCCCCGGCCGCUCGGCCUCCUACUCCACGUGAAGGGGAAUUAGCAGAAUCCGUCGGCCCCUCGCAUUCCCACGCUGCUCAGCGCUCAUCGAGCACAGCCAGCGCUAAGACUCACGCCAGGGUGCUCAGUAUGGACGGGGCGGGUUCCAGUCACAGCAGCGCGGCCGCUCCGCCUUCUGCUUCGCACACGAUGCCCUCUACUUCCACCCCUGCGCCUCGACCUCUCACCAUUUCCAAGUCGGACUUGGAAGCUCGCACCCUCCAGGUCGAUUGCUUCCCUGUCUCUCACCCUCAUCGGCUUGAUUCUCUCGGAGGUUCUUGGACUGGCAAUCAGAUGGGCUGGCGAGCAGGAGAGUUGACCGAAGAGGGUGCAGUUGGGGGAGCUCUGGCACCAGAAGAUGGCGCCAAGCAUGACUCUGUCAGCAAUGUGAAGAGGACACAAGCCAUUCGUAGGAGACACAAUGCAGGAACCAACCCGACACCCCCGCCCUCCACUAUGGGAUCCCCUCCUAGCCUCCAGGACCUCCAAAGGGCUCGGACGUCCUCGCACUCGCGGACCCGCACCCUUCCCUCUGCCUUACAGUUCGCCUCGUCACUACUGCUCCCCCGCAGCGGCAUCCAUGAGGCCUCCACCUUCGAUGACACAUCAGAGGGGGCUGUGCACUAUUUUUUUGACGAGAGCGGAGUGAAGAGAUCCUACACGUUUGGACCUGCUGGAGGAGGUUAUGAGGAUCCAGUUCAAGAAAGGGAGAGGCAGUCCCAAUCCUCAAGCUUCACCUCCACAGAGGUCCAGGAAGGAGCACCGGUCUUGUCCAUGCUGCAACCAAGACCAGUGGUCCUACAGGGCAUGCAGGUGCGCAGGGUGCCAUUGGAAAUGCCCGAGUUUGACCUGGAUCACGAGUCUCUGCAGGAGUCCCAGGAGAACACGCUGAUGAUCGAGGAGAAGACAAAACCCAAACAGUACUAUCGCUUUUGGGUGCUGCCUGGGAAGUGGGUCAGAGUCCGCUAUGAUCGAUUAGCGCUUCUGGCCUUGUUGGACAGGAACCGACGUGUGGCAGAAAACGUUUUUGCUGUGGUGCUGGCCAGUCUGGUGGCCUUUCUGGGGUUCCAACUGUUGCUCCAGGGCUUUUUCAGGGACAUCUGGGUCUUCCAGUUUUGCCUGGUCAUUGCAAGUUGCCAAUACUCCUUACUUAAGAGUGUACAACCAGAUGCAGCCUCUCCCAUGCAUGGUCAUAACUGGAUCAUCGUGUACAGCCGGCCUGUUUACUUCUGCUUGUGCUGUGUGAUGAUCUGGAUCUUUGAUUUGUCUGGCCGCUCCGGCAGCCUGCAACCGUUUUCCCUCUACGGCGUCACCUUCUUUUCCGCACAAUUCCUGCUUUGCAUCAGAGAUAUGCUUCUAGUAUUGGCCUUGUGUUUCCCGGUCAUCUUCCUGUUUGGCUUGCUACCUCAGGUCAAUACUUUCAUCAUGUGUCUGUUGGAGCAGAUCGACAUGCACAUUUUCGGCGGAACAGCCACCACCAGUCCCCUCUCGUCUCUUUUUAGCCUCAUACGUAGCGUGCUGGUGGCCGCCCUGCUGUAUGGAUUUUGUCUCGGUGCCAUAAAUGCACCGUGGGGGGACGCCCAUGUGCCAGUACUAUUUUCUGUGUUUUGCGGCCUGCUGCUCGCCUUGUCCUACCACCUGAGUCGCCAAAGCAGCGAUCCAACUAUCCUGUGGGCGUUGGUUCGAUCCAAACUCUUCCCCGAGCUGGAAAAUCCCACACCUGAAGACCCCCCUGUGGAGAUCAAAGAUCCUCUCCCAGAAAAGCUGCGCAACUCUGUGAAAGAAAUUCUGCAUUCAGACCUCGUCAUGUGUCCCCUCAUGGCUGUGAUUACCUUCGCCAUCAGUGCCAGCACAGUUUUCAUUGCACUGCAGCCCGCGCUCAGCCUCGUCUUGUACAUCCUGGCAGGAGUUGUCGGCUGUAUUACUCACUAUCUCCUGCCUCAGCUUCGUAAACAGCUUCCUUGGUUUUGCCUGGCUCACCCUGUGCUCCGAUCAAAAGAGUACAGUCAGUUCGAAGUCCGAGAUGCUGCUCAGCUGAUGUGGUUCGAGAAGUUGUACGCGUGGCUUCAAUGUGUAGAGAAGUACUUCAUCUACCCGGCGGUCGUGCUCAACUCCCUCACAACGGAAGCACGUGCUGUUGGCCAAAACCAUAAAGAGCUGGACAUUUAUAGCCGAGCGCUCUUCAUCUCGGUGGCUGGCAUGAAACUGCUGCGUUCGUCCUUCUGCGCCCCGUCGCAGCAGUACGUCACACUGUGCUUCACCACGCUCUUCUUCCACUUUGACUACCCGCACUUCUCCGAGACUUUCCUGAUUGACUACUACUUCAUGUCCAUUCUUUUCAGCAAGAUGUGGGAUUUGCUGUAUAAAUUGCGCUUCGUGCUCACUUACAUCGCCCCUUGGCAGAUCACGUGGGGCUCAGCUUUCCACGCGUUCGCGCAGCCUUUUGCAGUGCCACACUCUGCCGUUCUCUUUGUGCAAGCUAUCUUUUCAGCCAUCUUUUCUACCCCUCUCAAUCCAGUCCUUGGCAGCGCUGUGUUUGUUACUUCAUACACCAGGCCUGUUAAAUUCUGGGAGCGAGACUACAACACAAAGCGAGUUGACCACUCCAAUACCAGACUCGCCACUCAGCUGGACCGUAACCCUGGUGCCGACGACAACAACUUGAACUCCAUAUUCUACGAGCACCUGACACGUUCACUGCAGCACAGCCUGUGUGGAGAUCUGUUGCUCGGCCGGUGGGGCAACUACAACACUGGUGACUGCUUCAUCCUGGCCUCCGACUACCUCAACGCGUUGGUGCACAUCAUCGAGAUCGGAAACGGUCUGGUCACCUUCCAGCUGAGAGGGUUGGAGUUCAGAGGCACCUACUGUCAACAGAGGGAGGUGGAAGCCAUCACAGAAGGCGUGGAGGAGGACGAGGGCUGCUGCUGUUGUGAACCGGGUCACUUGCCUCACAUGUUGUCGUUCAACGCCGCCUUCGGGCAGCGCUGGCUCGCCUGGGAGGUGGCAGCCACCAAGUAUGUGCUGGAGGGUUACAGCAUCAGUGAUAACAACGCCGCCUCAAUGCUGCAAGUCUUUGACUUGCGCAAGAUUCUCAUCACGUAUUAUGUCAAGAGCAUCAUUUACUACGUGAGCCGAUCACCCAAGCUGGAGGAGUGGUUGGCAAACGAGGCCAUCCACGAGGCACUGCGACCUUGUCUGGCACCCAACUACGUAGACAGCGAUCCCACCUUCAACCUGAACAUCGACGAGGACUAUGAUCACAGAGCCUCAGGCAUCACGCCCGCCUCCUUCUGCAUGAUUUAUGUGGACUGGAUUCAGUAUUGUAACAGCAGGCGUCAAACGCCUGUGACAAGUGAUAGAGAUUCUCCUCUAGUCAGUCUGUGUUUUGGUUUGUGUAUCCUGGGAAGAAGAGCGCUUGGCACUGCCUCGCACAGCAUGUCUGCAAGCUUGGAGCCGUUCCUCUACGGGCUCCACGCGCUCUUCAAGGGAGACUUUCGCAUCACGUCUCCACGAGACGAGUGGGUCUUUGCAGAUAUGGACCUUUUGAAUCGAGUGGUGGCACCUGGAGUGCGGAUGUCCCUCAAAUUGCAUCAGGACCACUUCACGUCACCGGAUGAGUACGAGGACCCCGCAGUGUUGUAUGACGCCAUCACGGCCAACGAGGAGAAGAUGUUGAUAUCCCACGAAGGCGACCCAGUUUGGCGGAGCGCCAUCCUCGCUAACAUGCCCUCGCUGCUGGCGCUGCGUCACAUCAUGGAUGACGGAAGCGACGAAUACAAGAUCAUCAUGUUGAAUAAGAGGUUCCUCAGCUUCCGAGUCAUCAAGGUGAACAGAGAGUGCGUGCGAGGACUGUGGGCCGGUCAACAGCAGGAGCUGGUCUUUCUGCGCAACCGCAACCCCGAACGCGGCAGCAUUCAGAAUGCCAAGCAGGCCCUGAGGAAUAUGAUCAACUCGUCGUGCGACCAACCCAUCGGUUACCCCAUUUACGUGUCUCCCCUAACUACGUCUUACGCCGGCGCACAUAGUCAGCUGCGCUCAGUGUGGGGCGGGCCUGUUAGCCCGCACAAUAUCUACAACUGGCUCAUCAAUAGCUGGGACAGGAUGCAGAAAGGGUGCGGUGCCGGUUGCAAUAGCGGAGGAAACAUCGAGGACUCGGACUGCGGUGGCGGCGGCUCCGCGUCCAUCACGACCAAUGUCGCCAUUCACACCACCCAAAGCACACCAGCUUCCAGCCUUCCUCAGCCACAUAUCACCACCAUACAACCCUCAUUGGGUACCGACAACCCAGUUGGUCCGAGCCAGAAUUGGCCUCACCACCCCCAACCCCUUCCUCUGGCUCUGCUCAGCCAGUCAGAAGGCAGGAUGGAAGCGGGACUGCUUUCAUCCCUUCAGCGUACGUCCUCCAUUCAGGGCUUGUUGGGCCAGCAGCUGUCCAACUCCCAACUCUCCUUCAGCGGCUCGGUGGCGCCGCCCCCUCUGCCCGCGCCCGAACGCUUCUGCCCCUCAGGCUUCCUGGACAACUCGGGCCACAGGGCGGGCCAGCGGGCUGGCCUCGCCCAAGGCAACGUUCUUCACUUCGAGAGCCAUUUCGGGAAGUGGACUUUUUCAGGCAGAAAGGGCUUUAACAGUCCGGCGGCAAUAGCAACGGAGGGCGACGGAGGAAGCGUCCACGCCAUUCGCACCCAGCCGCCACUCCCUGCACCCCCAGCACAGGACGUCAGUCCCUCCCAAGACCCGCUGGGAGCGACACGGACGGUAGAUUCCUCCACCCCCGCACCCCCUGAUGAAUCCACAGAGUUGCCUUUACUUGAGCACCUGCGCUGACGAAUGACCCCCUACCCCACUUUCCCAUGGGUAACAGCACACUGGACCCGCCCACCACCCCUUCCCUCAAGUGUUCAGGACUCAUUCCACCAAUUUUGGUCCAAUACACAUCCAGGAGACAGGGAUUUUUUGACGAAGAAACCUACACUCCCUCCUUUGCAGUCUGCUAGCACGUCACACGUCGACUCAUGACGUGACAUCCGCCGUCACCCUCGUGACGCUCUUAUAUCAGGUCAGAGGCGCCGUGUGUCUGUGUGUGUAUGCGAUGGUAUGUGUGCAAAAAGGCCAGGAAGGCCAGUGCAAUUAUUAGGGAUCUUUGUUUUCCUUCGCUCGGCGAUUAUUUUUCAUGAACUGGAACGCGGAAGAUCAGCUUUGACUGCGAGGAUACCACAAGAAGCCUUGUUUAGCUUUUCUCUCGACUCAGAAGUCAGAAGAUUUUUUUUUUCAAAACUAUGGUGGGGGGGGAAAAUGACUUCACCCCCCUUAGCCGGCGCGUGGUGCUCGGACCGCUUGUUUACAGAGUCCAAUCUGAGAAAUUGUGUUGAUCACAAACUUGCCAGCAAAGCUUUUUUUCUCUCUUCAGAGAAAUAUUCUUUUUUUUCUUCUUUACUUGAAGAUUUUGGGGAAGCUCUCGGUCGUUGGCAGACACCCGCCCGCAUCCAACGCACUCCUACGCGACUACUGCUCCUGCGCCUCCCACUACUACUAACUAGUAAACCAAGUCACUACUACUACUGCUGGAAUCCAGCGUUUUAGUUGGAAGCUGAAAACAAAAGGAUGAAUAUUUAUUGGAUGAAUACGGUCUUACAUGGGAUUCGAUUGUAUCGUGCUGAUGUGGAAUUGGCAAUUUGCUUUCGUGUUUUGUCCUCUCCAAACAAGUAUCACAAUUGCGUCAUCUCAAAAGAAGUGUAUGUAACUGGAAGUAUGUCACCGGGAGUGGGCUUUCUUCCCCUUUUGCACUCUUUCGUCGCUUUGGUUCGACCGCAGUGACAGUCUCAUGCAGUAGAAUACAAAUAUAGUAGAUUACAAAUUAAAGGGAACCACGGAUAGAAAGACAUGUAGUUCUUAAAAGAUAAAUGUUAGUACGAGUUUAUACUAGUAGGUCGCCAUUGUUGUUGACUUCACAUGGCCACGCUGCCGGGCUUCCACCACGUAACUCUUUAGUUAUGUAAGGUAGUGAUUUAAAUACGCCACAAGGUGUCAAUGGCGAGAUUUAAAUUACAGAUCAAGCCAAUGAGUCAGUUUUGUCCCUUGACUGAUGCCGUAGUUUUCCUUUGAUUCCACAGUGAAAGGGGAGUGGACACAGGCGUUCAGAUUUGUAGCUUGGACCGCGCCAUUUAUUGCCAUAAGGUUCAGCAAUUCUACCAUCACAACAUUCAAUUGAACAUAAGUAUCAUAUUGUGAAAAUACAACAAAAAUAAAAUUCAUUUAUAUUAUACCCCUGUGCGGGGAAUUGCAGGCACCAUUAUGCCUUAUGUUCAAUUGUAUGUUGAGAAGGUAAUACACCUGAUAAUAGCUCCCAGCAUCAUAGUUUGUAUAUUGUGACUAAAUAUUGUGUAUUUGUUGAGCUGAACAAGUUGCUAAAAUGUUUAGAGUUUGACCAAAGUCUGAGUAAGUUUUAUGUGUAUUUUGUAUAUCUAUUUUGAUUGUGAAUGCCAGUUCUCUUUGCAUUGUUGUUUAACUGUGAGAAUAGUGCCUCAUUAUUACAGAUUGAAGCACUUUUCUUGGUGUGAUUAUUUUUUGAGAUAUGAAUAUUUGUUGUAUUUUCACUGUAUGAUACUUACAGUGGAGAGAACAAGUAUUUGAUACACUGCCAAUGUCAGUAUGUUUAACUGUAUGUUUAUUAAGGAGGAGUUGCCGAAGCUUAUGCCAAUAAACGGCACAAUCCGAGCUAUGGCUCUGAACAAAAGAUCAAGGCAAUGAGUGUGAUUUGUCCCUUGACUGACGCCGUAGUUUUCCUUUGAUUCCACAGUGGGGUUUAAGGCGGAGAGAAAGGGGUUCAGAUUCGUAGCUCAGACCGUGCCGUUUAUUGGCAAAAGCUUCGGCAACUCCACCUUCACAACAUACGGUUGAACAUAAGUAUCAAAUAGUGAAAAUACAACAAAAAUAAGAUUCAUCUAAAAAAUGUUCACAAAAAGAAAAGUGCUUCAAUCUAUUAAUGAGGCCCUAUUCUCACACAGUUAAACAACAAUGCAAAGACAACUGUCAUUCACAUUCAAAAUAGAUAUGCAAAAUACACAUAGAACUUACUCAGACUUUGGUCAAACUCCACUUAAACAUUUUAGCAACUCGUUUAGCUCAACAAAUACACUGGAUGGCAAUAUUUAGUCACAAAAUACAAACUAUGAUGCUGAGAGCCAUUAUCAGGUGUUUUACCUUCACAACAUACAAUUGAAUAUAAGGCACAAUGGCGCCCGCAGUGCCCCGCACUGGGGAAUAAGAUUAAUUUUAUUUUUCUUGUAUUUUCACUAAAUGAUACUUAUUUUCAAUUGUAUGCUGUGAAGGAGGAGUUACCGAAGCUUAUGCCAAUAAACGGCGCGGUCCGAGCUACGAAUCUGAAUGACUUUCUCUCUGCCUUACACCCCACUGUGGAAUAAAAGGAAAUCUACGGCCUCAGUCAAGGAACAAAACGGACUCAUUGGCUUGAGUUCUUGUUCAGAUUCGUCGCUUGGACAGCGCCACUUAUUGGCAUAAGCUUCGGCAACUCCUCCUUUGCAACAUACAAUCGAACAUAAGUAUCAUAUAGUGAAAAUACAACAAAAAUAAUAUCUCUCAAAAAAUAAUGUUCUCAAAAAGAAAAGUGCUUCAAUCUGUAUUAAUGAGGCCCUAUUCUCACACAAUUAAACAUUCAAAGAGUUCAUAAAUUCACAAUCAAAAUAGAUAUACAAAAUACACAUAAAACUUACUCAGACUUUGGUCAAACUCUAAGCAUUUUAGCACCUCGUUUAGCUCAACAAAUGCACUGGAUGGUAAUAUUUAGUCAGAAUCUACAAACUAUUAGGCUGAGAGACAUUAUAAGCUGUUUUACCUUCACAACAUACAAUUGAACAUAAGGCACAAUGGGCCUGCACUGGGGAUAAAAUGAAUCUUAUUUUUGUUGUAUUUUCACUAUAUGAUACUUAUGUUCAAUUGUAUGUUGUGAAGGAGGAAUUGCCAAAGCUUAUGCCAAUAAACUGUGCGGUCCAAGCUUGAACGCAUGUGUCCACUCGCCUUGCCUUCUGCCUUAAAACUACGGCAUCAGUCAAGGGACAAAACGCACUCAUUGGCUUGAUCUCCAAUUAAUUUAAAACUUGCCAUUGACACCUUGUGGUUUUGUAAAUCAAACCUUACAUAGUUAAAGGGUGACACUGUGGAAGUCCAGCAGCAUGGCCAUGUGAUGUCACCGCGACCUACAAGUUAAUUUUUUGGUUUAAAAUUUUACAAAUUUUCUGAAACGAAAACAUUAAGAAGGGAUUUAAAAGACACUAUUGUAACUCGUACUAACAUUUAUCUUUCAAGAACUACAUGUCUUUCUAUCCGUGGUUCCCCUUUAAAGAAUACGAAAAGGGAGCGGUUCGAAUUCAGGCUCUUCCAAAAAUGUUGUAUUGAAGACACAAAAUUAUCCUUGUGUGAAUGUAAGUAAGAACGGUUGAUUGGCUAAAUUUCACAUGGAAAGUUUCUGGAACGUUGAGGGCUCCUGCUAAAAUUCCAAAGAGCUGGAAUUUUGCAGGCUCUCGGUUGUUGCAAAAAUGCCAAAAGUCUGUAACGCGAAGGCCCAAAUUCUGCUGCUAAAAUCCCAAAUAGCUGGAUUAUCGUUGGGUCUUUUUUUUUUCCUCAUAUCUUUAGGAACUUUUUUUCCCCCUUCUUUUUUGGGAGAGAAGCAGCAGCUGCCAGUAACCCCUUUUACUUUGCUGCGUGAAAGCAAAGCACAAGAACUGGGUGUCAUUUGAAAUGAAAUAAAAAGGGAUUCCUUAAUCUCUGCAACUAUGUACAGCAUGUUUCAUAUAUAAAUAUAUAUUUAAAAAAAUAUAAACCUAUUUUAUUAUGAUUGGAAAUUAUGGGUGUUUUUUGGGGGGGUUGUUUUUUAAGACACUAAGUCUGUUGAAAAUGAGCGAGGGAGAAAGCUUCACAUUUGAAAUGUGCAAUUUGGGAAGAUUUGGUUCUGUUUUUCCUUGGUUUUUUUUUUUUUUUUUUUUUGACAUCCCAUCCCACCAUCUGAUUUUUUUCAUUUUUCUGAAAGGGGAGCAUUUUAUUUAAGUCAUGUUCUGUACAGUUUUUUAAAAGUGUUUUCUUUUCUUCUAUUUAAAUUAAAGGUUUUUGUCUUUGUUUGCAA